AGUUUUGGCUAAAAUUUAGUGUGUAUCUUGAAAUUUGACUUAAGUUUAAAGAAUGACUUGCGGGUUGUGAGUUGCACGCAGCGCAGGAGUGCAAUAUGUUGGCCUAUCUUUUGUCCCUGGGCUGGCUCUUGGCCCAGCUCAUCCUUCCACCCGCAAUGGGCUUGUCGGAGCAGUACGAGUCGGUCAACUGCUCCAAUCCCUUCACCGAACUGACCUCCUGCGGCCGCAUCAGUCCGAACGGAUGCUGUGCCAAGGGAUGUGUGAGGAAUCUCCGCGGAAGAUGUGUCCCCGAGAAGUGCACUACGUCGUGGAAUGUCUGGCUCCGGAAACCGGUAACUAUGAGUUGCUAUUUCCACUGGUUCCUAGUGAUCUUCGCCGGAGUCAUCACCGCCGUGAUGAUGGGCCUCGUGGUAUGCAAUGUGGGUUUUGAAAUAAGGCGCCACCUUCGCCAGCGAAGAAUCCAGCGGUUCAGGCGCUUCAGGGACUUGAGUGGAGUCUCCAUCGGAUCCACUCAGUGCUAGGACACGUGUGCGCAGCCAGGAACUUAAGUAUAUGGGGCUGGGACUGGGACAGGGACAGGAAGUGCCCGAGGGAUUUACCAUAAUCUGCAAUACAUUAGCGGCAGCUUUGCUCUGGAUUCCAAUUCAAUUCUUUGGGUAUCUUAGGCCAAAGCCAUGUAAAUUACGAUUCGCCACCUCGGAAAUCCUAUUAGUAGUUAAAACCUGAUUAGGAAAUACUUGCGGCUGGCUUGGGUUCACAUUCGACAUCGGCAUUGGCAUUGGAAACUCGGGGUGACAGCUCCAGUCGAAGGUGGAGUUUGGCAUUCAGAUGGCGAUGGAGUCGAGUCAAAGGUGCAAUAACCCAACCGAACGGGCCACAUAAAACUAAAUGGCUGCUGGUUGCGUUGCGCUGGCACUCCCCAAACCGCCACAGAAACCCCAUCUACGAACCCUUCGAAUUCAGUAGCUAUUGCGGUGAAGAUAACACCCAUAAGGGUAUACUCGAGGUUAGACAGUGAGCAGCUUAGCUGAAAUUAUAUAAGAAAAUAUAUUUGUACCAAAGUUUACUUCAGUUAUAAAUUCAAUAGUUUAAUAA
Drosophila elegans is the source of this 1095-nucleotide messenger RNA. RefSeq lists its product as uncharacterized. The coding region runs from base 96 to 521 and encodes 141 amino acids. The record is from RefSeq and is a predicted model, not a curated record. The transcript is spliced from 2 exons. Lineage: Eukaryota; Metazoa; Arthropoda; Insecta; Diptera; Drosophilidae.